AAGAAAGUUGGAGUUGUGAUCCGAUAGUUCAUCCAAAAUUGUAGGUGAAAGAUGGUUGCUGAUUCUGACACUUGUCAUCACCCGACCCGAAACGGGUUGCAUUUGGACCGCAAUUUGCCCGAAAUUUGGCGUUCAUUUGCGUUUGUUUUGAUCGUUUUUUUGGUUUUGUCCGUACUCUCUUUCCAAGUGCAGUGUCCACCAUCACAGUCCGGUUUUUCUAUAAAUACUCCACGCUUUGUGCUUCAUUCCUCGCUUUCUUUUUCCUUUUCUUUUAGUUUCAAUUAGAGAGAGAGUGACUUUCCUAGAGAGAGAGUUAGGUUUUUUUGUUUUUCAUCAAUUUUUGUUGUUUGUUUUUGUGGUUUUGGUUUGUGUUUUCUAUCCUUGUUUUGUAGGUACUGAGGAGGAAGAAAACUCGGGAAGAUUGAUUUUGGUUGAACAGCGUACGAUUUGGGAAAGGCCUUGAAGUUGGAGUGUAUUAGAUUGGAAUCUUAGAAGUUGCUGUUUGGAUUUUCGAUCGAAAGAAUGGAGGUAUAUGGCAAAUCUAUGGUUGCAGCUCCUGCAAAUGUUAUUUAUCUGUCAAGUAUUUUGGGCCAAGAUGGUCCUGUUCCUGUUCACAAAUGUGACUGGAAAUGUCAAAAUGAAAAUGUUUGCGGGAACAUGUACCGCUGCAAGCUAACAGGGCUGACUCACAUCUGUGAUAAAAACUGUAACCAGAGAAUUCUGUAUGAUAAUCAUAGCUCUCUUUGCCUAGCAAGUGGCAAAAUUUUCCCCCUUUCGCAAGAAGAGGAACAAGCUGUGAGAGGUGUUCGCAGAAAGCUUGAUGCAGAGAAUUCGCUCGCUGAUAGCUGUGGUUGUAAGCGGAGGCGUGAUGCACAAUUCCACCCGUCUCCUUUCGAGAGAUCCUUCUCUGCUGUCAGUCCUAUCUGCAGCCAAGUUGGAGAUGGCAUGGAUAUGAGCUAGAUAUCUAUUAUUCAACUAAGAAGACUCUGUCAUUUGACUCAUUUUCUCUUAUCCUUUUGAAAUUGCUUUUUUACUUUUUCUAUCGAUAACAGAACUUGAUCGUAUUUGGUGGACUUGAUGUGUCCCCAUGUGCUGUAGGAAGUACUUACUUAUAUUUCUAGCAUUAAUGUAAUGCAGUAUUUGAGGUAGUUUUGCUUGACUGUUGAAUGGGGAUUUGAGCAGUAUCUAUGCACUAGUUUAUGGCACAUGAAUUGACUUUGGUUUCAGUUUUGGGUUAACCUUAUUGAGAGUCAGACUUUGAAAACUGACAAAAGGAUGUGUUCUGGCAUUUUAGAAUGCUUGAAUUUGAUUAUUGACCCGAAUGAUGUAUACUCGGGAAAUGUAUUCAAGUUUCUACUUUAUCUGUAUUCUCAAGGCAGCCAUAUUAUGGUAAGGCAGCCAUAUUAUGGUAUUAGUGUACUCAUUAAUAAUGCUACUGUCCUGAAUUGUAUUAUUUAACUUCUAGGGUUAUGAUAGACACCGAGUUUUGUAAGUUCAGGUUCCCUCCAGUUCCUCAUAUGAACAAGGUUGUCGGUAGGUUAUCUGGUGAAAUCUGAUAUAGUUUUUCACAUGUUUAUUUGUUUUAAUUCUCUUUUGAUUUUCUUUUCAGCUUGAUGUCUGUGGUUAGAUGUAACCCAUGCAGGUUUUUGAAGCUUGUGCUGCAAAGGAACACUCGAAACAUGCGUUGCAUACUGACUACUAACUAAAUUCUUUUGAUAUAGAAUCCCUAUACAUUAUAACCUGAAAUGUUAAGGAAUAUCAUUUUCUUGAUGCAGGUACAGGGGCUUGCAAAUUCUGCUUGAGUCUGUCUUGGAAUAUGGAGGAAGAGGACAGUUAUGUGAUGAGCUCAGGCAAAUAAUCAUGAUCUUGAUAUGCUAAGUGGAAACAAAAGGAUUGAGUUGAGAGCAGUUAUGAUGUGGAUUGUGGCAUUGAGCAAAUAAUUGGGACCUUAGCGGGAUACUUAUCAUCAUCAUCAUCAUCGCCAUUUAUCUAUCAAAAACUGAUAAUUAGACCUCUAUAUAGAAAGCAAUACAGCUGGUUUCUUCUCAAUAUUUUCUGGUAUGUUUUUUAAGCUGAUGUAAAUUUUUUUGGUACAUAAGCAGGUGGAUAAUUUAAUGUCUUCGAAUUCAGAGGUUUUGUGAUGUAUGUCUUAUUCUGGGUUAUGGUAUUCUUCAACCAAUGAAAUUUGGAGGAUUAUUAUUCGAA
Molecule: messenger RNA, 2205 nt
Organism: Arachis stenosperma
Lineage: Eukaryota; Viridiplantae; Streptophyta; Magnoliopsida; Fabales; Fabaceae
Exons: 3
Coding region: 523-960 (145 amino acids)
Source: RefSeq, a predicted model, not a curated record